Molecule: messenger RNA, 5157 nt
Organism: Salvelinus fontinalis (brook trout)
Lineage: Eukaryota; Metazoa; Chordata; Actinopteri; Salmoniformes; Salmonidae
Product: chemokine-like protein TAFA-5
Exons: 5
Coding region: 994-1371 (125 amino acids)
Biological process (GO): G protein-coupled receptor signaling pathway
Molecular function (GO): receptor ligand activity; G protein-coupled receptor binding
Source: RefSeq, a predicted model, not a curated record
UCAUCGAUGCAUGGGAGGAAUCAAAGUCUUUGUGCGAAAUGUGAGAGGUAGUCAUGGGUCUAACGGAAUCAUGUCCCCCGAUAUGCCCUCAACCGAAAACAGCCUGUGGAAUUGCCCAGAGAUAAAACACUAAUGGCUGUGACGUCACGUCGAGAGCUCAGUGAAAGUCGCUCUUGAAGCCGCGGGUAAGAACGGGGGCAAGCCCGAGAGGUAUUGGUAUAUUGAACAGUAUAGUGACGCCGCAGUGUCUCCACGAGCUGCCCAUCAUUAAUUUCACAAGUUAUCCGGGUAUUUGCAUUACAUGGUACUGGACCUGAUGCUCAGCGUAGUCUGUGAGCAGUGAGCUCCUAUUUGAUGUGGUUUCAUCUUGACUUCUUAUCCAUCAGUUUUGGGAAUAUUGUGAAACACAAUGGAAAGAGUCGAAAUGGGUACAAGACGAAGAGAGAUAUAACUUGGAGACAGCGAAGAUGGACGUUUCCCAAACCGGCAGCCACUGUCUAGUUAGUGAUAUAUCUCAUGCGGAAAAUAUCGAGACAAAUUUCAUUUUACGCAAUUGCUGCAAAGUGUUCCGGUGGCGCAGCCGUCUCAUAUCAUACUAGCCAUCCCGGAGAGUGGGAUCACAGAGUCACUGCGCUCCAAGCUCAGAGAAUAAUUUGCGGUGAAAAGCAGAUUAAAUUAAAGUGAGAAAAUGCCUCACUUCAAAUGAUGUGAUGGUCUAACGACUUGAACUUUUCUCUCCACUAUAGGCUAUCUGAAGAACGAAAAGGUUGCAUUAAUUUGGAAUUGAAGGGAUCAUAUAAAUUAUCUGUCAUGGAUUGUGCCUAUUUUGUAUUUUACUUUGAAUUUAAGCCAACGGAGUAGCCUUAGGGAAUCAACUCACUUUUCUUUUAAACACUGCUGCAUUGGAUCAGAAUGGAUUUGUCAUUGUAGCCAACUGCUGCUGCUGAAGACCGCGCGCUCCGUCCGGAAUUUCAGACUUUUUUUCCCUCAACGAUGCAGCUCCUUCGACUAGCGUGGGCUUUAACCGGAGCCGCAGUCUGCUGUUUUGUUAUCCUCCUCAUUCACUCACACGUUCUAAAAGAAGGUCAGUUGGCAGCAGGUACGUGUGAGAUUGUCACUCUGGACCGGGACAGCAGUCAGCCGCGGCGGACCAUAGCACGACAGACGGCGAGGUGUGCCUGCAAGAAGGGACAGAUUGCCGGCACCACGAGAGCCAGACCGGCGUGUGUAGACGCUCUCAUUGUGAGAAGCCGGCAGUGGUGUGAGAUGACGCCUUGCUUGGAUGACGAGGGCUGUGACCUCUUAGUAAACCACUCGGGCUGGACCUGCACACAGCCAGGGGGCCGGGUGAAGACCACCACGGCCCUAUGACGACACACACACAAAGACACAACGCCUUGCCAGCCAGACAGACAGCAAAAGUCAACCACUUUUCAAGGACAGACAGGAGAGAAACAACAAACUGCAGAUCCUGGCAGGCUAGAGCGACACAGCAAGGUCUCCUGAUGAUGGCGGGGACAGACGCUCCCGAGCGAGAGAGAGGGGAUGGUGUGUGAGCUGCUUCCCAUAGUCCAUCGUCACCGCCUGUGUGGAGCAUACGUCGUCUUAUCAUCAGCUGUCCGUCUAUUGUUCUGUGCAGCAGUGUGAAGCCACGUAGAAAGGCCCGGACUCCAAAUACAGGAAUUGGAGCUUAACAUGGAACAUAUGGACUCUGCAAUGCUCUAUUAUUCCAUGGGAGACAGAACUUAUUUUUCAGUUGAGUUUGGAGAAUUCUGAUGUGUGUCGUCAUGAACUUCUGGAUCUGACCCAACCUAGACUUUGGAGACACGGGACAAAAUGUUUAUUUUGGAGUUUCCGCUUGGCAACUCCUCUGUAGUGAUUUUACAGACCAAAGAAAAAGAUAGCCGACUGCUCCAUAUUUUGGAGACACAGUGGACUUUGGGAUGAGGGGUUUAGAGACUUUUCCAAGUUGAUGAAACAUGCAAUCCAAUAUUCCCUCUCACAAUAUUACAGACUCUAGACAUACCCACAAAUGUACACAUGGUGAUAAAAGUGAUGUGUUGUGCAGAGUAAUUGUGUACAAAUGAAUGACGAAUACUGAAUGGAAAAAGUCAAGGGACGUUGUGUAAUUCGUCAAUGAUGUUUCUCUUGGACUACUAAACUGUACUUGUAUACUCACUGCUCUAUUUUGAACAUACAUUAAAUCAGAUAUACAUUUUCAAUUGCUAUAUUUGGACAAUUUGCAGUCAGCAUGACUGGCUAUAGUGAAAGAAACACAUCAUUUCUCACCAGUAAAGAAGAGGAGGAAAAGAGUAAAUACAUCAUAUCUGUUUGGGGGAAAGAAACAUUAAAUGUAUUUUCAAAAGCCUAAAGUUAUAUAUUUAACAGUUUUAUAUGUUGUAUCUUUGUAGAAAACCUUAUUUAACACUGAAAAUGUGGUCACAUUGUGUAUCCACAGUUUAUGAUUGGCAAUGAGCUAUGUCCUUAACCUACUGGUCUCUUGUUCAUUUGAACAAGGUUUUUCAUCAUAAAAAGUCAAUUAUUUAACAUGAAAUGAAGAAGAAACAGAAUUAAAGCAUUCAGAUCAUAGUACAGAGCCCAUUUCUGAAGAAAGGUUAUAUGUUCUAAUUCAGAUCAUAGUACAGAGCCCAUUUCUGAAGAAAGGUUAUAUGUUGUAAGUGUUCUACUUUUAUAGCCCCUCCCCAGUAACCUUUGUGAAAAUGUUGCACAAUUUGGGGUUUUACUUUUCAAACCACUUAAACUCCAUUCAAUGACCAAGCUACUGCCAUUUUCAAUGGAAGGGGGAGACAUUUAGUGAGUUACUCAUUGGCGACUACAGUUUGCGACUAAAGCUCAGAAAGUGACAAGGCUACUUUUGCAAUAGCCAAUGGGGGAGAGAAGCUCUCGUGCUAGUGAACUUCUACACUGCUGGUGAGGCUACCACCAACAUGCUGUUUUGUAUGUUCAGAAGAAACACACAUGAGGAUCAUUUCAUCAACAUGGUACGGAAGGUCGCGAGCGGUAUGAACGUCCUGUUAGUAGUUCAACCCUAGUGGUGGGAUUAUGCCACAGCAUUGGAGUAUUGGAUCAAUGAGUGGCAAAUACGUACACUAUUAUGGGCCAAUUUAAACAUAACUUCUACCACUGUCUGUAGUCUCAAUGCAAGUUUUCUCUGGGAUUCUGUAAAGAUUUUACUUUAUAUCAGAGUGACUUCAUGGGAAUAUCAUAUACAUAGGUAAACAUUGAUUUACAACAUCUAUCAUCCUACAGUACCAUCUCUAGACAAACAUGGAUUUAACUAAUUGUUUCCUCCUUAUUUCAACUGACUUCAUCAACAUAAUCCGGUUGCAUCAAUGUGGCUAAUUGGUAUAAUUAGUGAAAAAGUAUCAAUAAUAUACAGAUUACACAUGGUCUACUUUCACAAUAUUUCCUGUAGAUUUUGAGUCUAGAAGACAUGAGUAUCAUGCUCUUUAGAUGUUGUUCGCACAUGGCCAUUUAAAUGCCUUUGUCCCAUCAAAGAGGAUAUCAAAUCACUUGCAUAGAGUAUUUCCAAAUGACAUACAGUCGGGUCCAAAAUUUGUGAGCAAAAAACAAAAUAAUAAAAAAUACUAAGCUCCAAAAAAUGUAUUUGUAUUUAAAUAAACAGAGCAUCAUAUACAGUGGGGUGUGAAAUUAUUGACACCCUUGAUAACGAUGAGAAACAUCACUGUAUAAAAUAAAUAAUUCUAAUAUUAUUUGGGAAAUUAUAUUACUUAAUACUAAACGCAAUUGCUCAGAGAAAGAGAUUUUGUUAAACAAGUAAUAUCUUUUUUUAUAUAUAUUUUUUAAGAUCAAAAUUAUUGGCAACCUGGUUUUCAAUGUCUUUCAAUACCUCACAUUUCGAGGUUAAUGUCACUGACCCUUUUUCUAAAAUGCUUUUGAGAUUGGACAACACAUUGGGAGGGAUCUUAGAACAUUCCUCCAUACAGAAUCUUUCCAGAUCCUUGAUAUCCUUUGUCUGCGCUUAUGGACUGUCCUCUUCAAUUCAAACGACAUGUUUUCAAUUGGGUUGAAGUCCAGAGUCUGAGAUGGCCAUUGCAAAAUGUUUAUUUUGUAGAUAACUAAUAUUUUUGUGUGGAUUUUGAUGUGUGCUUGGGGUUAUUGUCUUUCUGGAAGAUGAACUUGCGGCCAAGUUUCAGCCUCCUAACAGAGGCAACCAGGUUUUUGGCAAAAAUGUCCUGGUACUGGGUAAAAUUCAUGAUGCCGUUGACCUUAACAUGGGCCGCAGGACCAUUGGAAGCAAAAUACCCCCAUAACAUCAAAGAUCCACCACUAUAUUUAAAAGUAGGUAUGGUCUUCUUUCUGCAAGACCCACCACUGGUGUCUGUGGCCAAAGAGCUCAAUUAUCACGUCAUCCAACAAAUGUAAAUGCCAAGAGUUUUCUAAACGGCACUGGCACUUGGAUUGGAACCUGUGCUAUGGUCAGAAGACAUGAAAAUAGACACCAGUGGUGUGCAUCGCAAGAAAGAUGCGUUUAUCAAGGUGGCCAAUCAUUUUGGACCUGACUGUGUGUGAACAUAUUAACUUAGUAGAACAGAUAGAGGCGUUUGAAAACACUACAAAUACAGAAUGGUUCAAAUGUAGGACUUUAGUCUCAGAGGCUGUGGAUUUAUUAUAUUGUCCGCUUUUAUUUAUGAACUUUUCUGGCCUAGUUUUUGAACCUAUAGUACUAUUAACACACUUAAACUGAGAGUAAAAUGAAUUAUCCUUCUGAAAGUCCUUAUGCCAUUUUGGUUUAAGGUAUUUGGUAAUAAAUAUACUGUAUUUUAAACCAAAGCUAAGUCAUAGAAAGACUUCAAAAGUAGUUGACAGUAGGUUAAUGUAUACAUUCUAUCUUGCAAAAUGUAUGUGAUUUUAGAAUGUACUUGAAUGUACUUCACCUUGGCUUUGCACAAAAUCGACCACGGAGACAGUGGCAUGUAGGUUGGUCUUCGACAGUGACUUUUUUAACCUCAGUUCUAGAAUAGACCCCUUAAAAGGUGAGUGUAUUGAUGUCAGGUGUUCCAAGAGACAAUAUCCUUCCCUUUAACCAAUUUUACCAUCAACACUCUUCAGCAAAUAUUUGUACAGUGAAUGUACUCAGUAAGUAUUUUCUGCAUAAAUGAUAGCUACCAGCAA